Labeo rohita (rohu) is the source of this 2675-nucleotide messenger RNA. RefSeq lists its product as uncharacterized. Gene Ontology annotation, molecular function: ubiquitin-protein transferase activity. The coding region runs from base 177 to 2213 and encodes 678 amino acids. The transcript has 17 exons. Lineage: Eukaryota; Metazoa; Chordata; Actinopteri; Cypriniformes; Cyprinidae. The record is from RefSeq and is a predicted model, not a curated record. Gene Ontology annotation, biological process: protein ubiquitination.
AUUGUUGAAGGACUUUACUAUCUCUUCAGGGAGUUGUUACCCAGCCUUACAAAAAAUCUGGUGACAGGAUAAUUGAGGACAUUGAUGUUUUUGAGUAUGCCCCAGUUUGCUGGGCCUACCUCCUGUCUCAAGCAAAGAAUGAAAGUGCUGAGCAUGAAAACUAUGCUUCAAUUUCCAUGAAGGCUCAGUCAACAAAUCAGCGUUUUUCUGAGCCUGUGUAUGUACCAGGUGUGCCUGAAGUUUUUGAAAGGAUGUAUGUGCUGGAUAUAAUUAGAGAGGGUGGAAAAAUCCCCAACUGCAGUGAGUUGAACCUUACAGAGACAUCAAUCAAAAAAGCUACUAAUGUUGAAAAGAUUUUGCUCAGUCUUCCUCCAUUCAUGGAUUACUACCUUUGUUGGAUUGGCUAUGAUGGUACUACACCUAAAUCCAGUUUUAACAUCAAUUCAGAGAAAACAUUUUCCCAAAUGAAAGCGGAAGUGGAAAAUUAUUCUCAUUUGGUUAUAAUGCCACCACUCCAACUAAAGGCUGUUGGAAUUGAAGGACCACGUCUAGUCCUUCUCAGUCAUGAAAAACUUGGCAUGUACAUGGAAAAAAACAAAAUGACUCCUCAAAACAUUGUCGUUUUUGACCCUCUUGCUGGAAAAAGUGUUGCAGUGAAUGUAGAUGUACUGGCUAAUACGCUGAGAGAUGUCAGAGAUGAUCUAACUUUCAAAGUCACUAAGACUCCAAAAGAGGCCAUUGUGGUACUCUUUGAUUCAAGUUCCUCCAUGGGUCAGGAAUGUUUUGAUGAAGACUGCAAAAUGAAUCGAAUUGAUGCCAUCAAAGAAAUAUUUGACAGCUUUUCAAACCGUUGCAUGGCUUAUAAUUUUGACCAAGUUAUCUGCCUUGUAAAAUUUGACUCUUCGGUAAAAACACUUCACACAUUCACAGAAACAGUGGAAACCUUUAAGGAGUAUAUUCAUAGACUUAAGCCACAAGGACAGACUUUAUUGUAUGAUGCAUUAAAUCAUGGAUGCCAAGAGCUUCUUCAAAUCCAAGAGAGAUUUCCAGACUGCAAAUGUCGCAUUAUUUGCUUGACAGAUGGAAAUGACUGUGGGUCAAAAUCUGAUCCAGCUGUCACUGCAGUCAAGUUGAUGGAUUCAAAAAUUGUUGUUGAUGCUGUGCUAAUUGGUAAAGUAGACAAUACUGUGUUGCAUGGGAUCAGCAAUGUUACAGGCGGUUGCUGUUUUAAGCCUGAGACAAGCAAAGUAGCCUUGCAACUCUUCGAGAUGGAAACAGUCUUGUCAAUGGAACUAAGGAAGGAAAAGAAAAAAUAUGACAUAUCAUCAAUUAAUCAUGUGAGUGACCUAAACAUUUUUGAUACCUGUGGCUACGAUGUCAAACCAGAGGUGAAACUACCUGCACGGAUACACAACAAAGUGACAAUGACAGAGAAUGCUUUGAAAAAGAGAAUCAUGGAAUCCAAGACAGGGCACUUCAUGGAGAAGGACAAAAGAAUUUUGGAAGAGCUAAAAAAUCUUCACUGUGACCCUCACCCUUUCUGCACAGUGCUGCCAUCAGAGUCUGAUUUUACCUUUUGGAAGAUUCUUAUGAAAGGUCCUCCUGAAACCCCUUAUGAACAUGGAGUCUUUGAGCUGUAUUGUGAAUUUGGUCCUGAGUAUCCUGUGAAACCACCUCUUAUGAGAUUCUUCACCCCUGUGUACCAUUGCAAUGUGAACAGUGAGGGAAGAAUAUGUCACAACAUAUUUGAUCGAAAUUACUCAUCCCAAAUCACCAUGAGAGAAAUUCUGGAUGCAGUGUUUGGGCUCUUGAUUGCACCUGAACCGAGUGAUCCUUUGGACAGCAUUUUGGCAGAAGAAUUCCAGUCCAGCAAACACAAAUAUGAGGAAGAAGCCAAGAAAAACACAGAAAAAUAUGCAAAUUCCUCUCUGGAUGAGUUGGAAAAGAAAUAUGUAGGUCCAGAACUAUCUAAGACUAUGAUCCCUCCUUACCUCAUUUGCCCUCUGUCAAAGAAGUUGUUUGUUGAUCCAGUGAAAACAAAAGCUGGAAUGGUGUAUGAACGCCGUGCUAUUGAGGCUCACCUUAAAAUGCAUGGAAGUAAAGAUCCACUGACAAAAUCUUUUCUACGAAGAACAGACUUGAAGCCAGACAAAAAUAUGAAAAAGGCUGCUAAGGAAUAUCGCAUGUCACAAAUUCAGGAAACAUCAGUUUAAGAUGUUUCCACAUACAUUACCAAAUUAUGAUGAACUUGCAAAUUAUUAAGUGUAUAUUGACUUUUUUUUUAAGUAGGGCUUUCUUUAUAUUAGUCUGUUAGAGGUAAAACAUAAGAAACAUACUUUUAACAAUAUAUUACUACAUGCCUGUAACUCAAAAUAUUGAUUUCAUUUUUAUGUUAGUUAAGAUGUUAAGAUGAUUUAACUUUAAUAUUUGUAAGAAUUAGCAAAUCACAAAUGAAUACACAAGUAAUGUUGAAACUAUAUGGACCUUUUAGAUAUUAACAGAAUUUUUGUUGACUCAAAAUGUACGCAGUUUGUGAUAUAUUCAGUUAUAAAACACAAUAUCACAUGCAGUCUUUACACAGUCUAAAAUGGUCUAAAUAUAUUUUUGUACUCUCCUUACUUUCAUAUCCAUUGUAUGAAGCUACAUUUAUAAUGGUAAAAGGCCAAAAUGGUCUU